Eucalyptus grandis is the source of this 1333-nucleotide messenger RNA. Its product is annotated as nitrile-specifier protein 5. Gene Ontology annotation, molecular function: protein binding; enzyme regulator activity. The transcript has 2 exons. Gene Ontology annotation, cellular component: nucleus; cytosol. The record is from RefSeq and is a predicted model, not a curated record. NCBI's taxonomy places the organism in Eukaryota, Viridiplantae, Streptophyta, Magnoliopsida, Myrtales, Myrtaceae. Gene Ontology annotation, biological process: nitrile biosynthetic process. The coding region runs from base 144 to 1121 and encodes 325 amino acids.
UUUGUUUGUUUGUUUGUUUGUUUUGCCUUGUAUAAAUACAGAAGAUCGGACCACCAUUCGGAACAACCCAGAAAUCAUCCAACUCUUGCGAUUUCCUCACCGAAUCCCUCAAGCCCGCAGCAGAAUUUACUGGCCAAGCGGCGAUGUCUCUGGUUCAAGGAAAAUGGGUCAAGAUCGACCAGAAAGGAACUGCACCUGGGGCCAGAAGCUCACACGCCGUAGCAAUAGUGGGCCACGAGGUCUACGCGUUCGGGGGCGAAUUCGCGCCGCGGGUCCCCGUCGACAACAAGGUCUAUGUGUUUGACCUCGAGGAGCAGGCUUGGUCCGUGGCUGAAGCCUCCGGAGACAUCCCGCCUCCACGCGUCGGUGUCACCAUGACCGCAGUCGGCGACAUCAUUUACGUCUUCGGGGGUAGGGACAGCACCCACAAGGAGCUCAACGAGCUCUACUCUUUCGACACGGGCACGAACAAGUGGGCCCUGCUCUCCAGCGGAGACGCGGGCCCACCGCACCGGAGCUACCACUCGACGGCCGCGGAUGACCGCCGGGUGUUCGUCUUCGGCGGGUGCGGUGUGAACGGGCGGCUCAACGAUCUGUGGGCUUUCGACGUGGUCGAUCAGAAGUGGGGCCAAUACCCCACUGCCGGUGAAAAGUGCAAGGGGAGAGGUGGACCUGGGCUGGUGGUAGCCGGAGGGAAGAUAUGGGUCGUGUACGGUUUCGCAGGGAAGGAAGCGGAUGACAUCCAUUGUUUCGACCCGGUGCAAAAUGAGUGGACCCAAGUUGAAACCGGUGGCGAGAAGCCCACCGCGAGGAGCGUGUUUUCUACAGUUGGCAUCGGAAAGUACAUAAUAAUAUGCGGUGGUGAAGUGGACCCGAGUGACUUGGGCCACCUCGGCGCCGGGAAAUUCUCACCCGAGAGCUACUCCUUGGACACGGAGACGCUGGCCUGGAAGAAGCUGGAGGACAGGCCCGAUUCGGGCCACCAUCCCGGGCCUCGUGGUUGGUGUGCAUUUGCAAGCGGGAAGCUGAAUGGGGAAAAAGGGCUCCUGGUAUGUGGUGGCAAUUCACCCAGCAAUGACCGGCUAGACGACAUCUACUUUUUCACUCCCUGUCUUGCCUGAAGACUCAGGUAAAGAUUUUGGUGUUUUGCACUGCUUCGUGGGUGGACUUUAGAGAUUGAGUGUGGUAUGUGGUAUGUGAAUAAGAAGUUGGUUCCAGUUGAAGUAAUGCUCUCUUGAUAUGGAUUGAAACAGAAGCACAUCUCCUAUAUGUAAAUAAGAUUAAUGAAUUCCGCGUACUUUUAUGAGAAAUGCAACUGCAAAACCUCACUCAA